This is a messenger RNA of Scatophagus argus, 6079 nucleotides long. RefSeq names its product PX domain containing serine/threonine kinase (gene pxk). The transcript is spliced from 18 exons. Lineage: Eukaryota; Metazoa; Chordata; Actinopteri; Scatophagidae. Gene Ontology annotation, molecular function: ATP binding; actin binding; phosphatidylinositol binding. Gene Ontology annotation, biological process: endosome to lysosome transport; protein phosphorylation; early endosome to late endosome transport. The record is from RefSeq and is a predicted model, not a curated record. The coding region runs from base 176 to 1897 and encodes 573 amino acids. Gene Ontology annotation, cellular component: early endosome; extrinsic component of endosome membrane; late endosome.
UGAUCGGAGCAGCACUUCCUGGUUACGGCAAAGCUAAGCUAGCAGCUAUUUCGCUCCUCUCUGGUUGUUGGUGUUCCUCCUCCGCUCAGCGGGGUUCCAUCUCAGUGUCUUCCCCUCGGCUUCAGUCAGUGACAGAAGGACGCUCAGAUCAGACUUUCACCGUCAAUCAUCCGGGAUGUCUUUCCUGGAGAAGCCGUCCCCUGGCAGGCUGCUGCUGGACGACACCGUACCCCUGACGGCGGUGAUCGAAGCCAGCCAGAACCUCCAGUCCCACACGGAAUACAUCAUCCGAGUCCAGAGAGGCGUGUCUUCAGAGAACAGCUGGCAGGUGAUUCGACGUUACAGUGACUUUGAUCUUCUCAACAGCAGCCUGAUGGUGUGUGGCAUCAGUCUCCCUCUUCCUCCAAAAAAACUCAUUGGAAACAUGGACAGGGAGUUCAUAGCAGAGAGACAGAGAGGACUGCAGACCUAUCUGGACUUAAUUACCCAGCAUCCCCUGCUCUCCAGUUCGCUGUUUGUCAAGAAGUUCUUGGACCCCAACAACUACUCUGCCAACUACACAGAGAUCGCCCUGCAGCAGGUCUCCAUGUUCUUCAGGUCGGACCCGAAGUGGGAGGUCCUGGAGCCUCUCAGAGACAUCGGCUGGAGGAUCAGGAAGAAAUAUUUUUUAAUCAAAAACAAGGAGCAGCCCAAGGAGAGGUAUCUGCUGAGCUGGGUGGAUUUGGGUCCUGAUAAGUUCCUGUCAGACAAAGACCUGCAGUCAGCCAUGAAGCUGCUGACCAGCCUCUCCACUCCAUAUCUCUGUCCACUGUUGUUCUCCAGCACCAGUGAGUCUUCAGCUCUGCUCAUCCGGCCGUUCAGUGAGAGAGGCUCUCUGAGAGACCACAUCUGUAAGGCGAAGCCCAGAGAGAGUUACCUCAAGAAGUACUGCAACCCGAAGAAGAGUCAAGGCCUCGAGCUGCAGCACAUAAAACUGUACGGCCGUCAGAUUCUGGAGGGCCUGAAGCUCCUCCAUGAUGGCGGCGUAUUUUUCGGUCACCUGCACGCAUCCAAUGUAAUUGUGGAUGACGGCGUGUGUCAACUGUUGGAUGUAGAGAACGGCAUGCUGGGAGUUCCCUCUGCACUGCGACCCGCCUUCACCCAGUUCAGGAAGAUCAACUCCACGGAGAGCAUUGACGUCUUCUGCUUCGGACAUUUGCUGUACGAGAUGACGUACGGCCGACCGCCAGACAGCAUCCCCAUUGAUCAGUACCCCGAUGUCCCCUACACAACUGUGGUGUCAGUGCUGCAGUCCAUUCUGUCCACAGAAGCCUGUAAGAGCGGGAUGCCAACAGUGUCGCAGCUCGUGCAGACACCGCUAUUUUGUGACGUCCAUCUUCAGCACUCAGAAAAACUCCAGAUCAAGGUUCCCAGCAGGCUAAAAGAGGCUCUGAAGACGGCGAAGGAGAGUCUGGAGAGGAGGCUGCAGGAGGAGCAGAGGGUGCUCCACCAGCACAGGAGGCUGACCCGAGCUCAGUCUCACCACGGCUCAGAGGAGGAGAAGAAGAGGAGGAAGAUUCUGGCGAGGAAGAAAUCCAGACAGUCAGCUUAUGAAAAUGAAGAAGAUCUCUCUGUCAGGAACAACAAUAACUCCGGUUCUGGAGCCAGUUCCCCUCCCACAUGCCCCUCCUCCCCCACUCCCCCAUCCACCACAGGAGCCCAGACUGCUCCUCCCCCUCCUCCGCCUCCUCCUCCUCCCCCUCCCACGCUGAACUCCUCCUCCUGUCCCCCUCCUCCUCUGUCCUCCUCUGACGGAGCGGGAGGAGGUCGUGCCGCCUUGCUGAGCUCCAUCCAGACCUUCAGUAAGGGCAAACUGAAGAAGGCCGAGACCACCGACCGCAGCAAGCCCAUCAUCUGAUCCCGCCCACCGCCGUAACCUCUUCUCAACUGGGAAGCUGUCACCAUGGCAACACAACCGACCCGCUGGUUCUACACUGUGGUCUGGACUGCCUCAUGUUAUCUCUCCUUGAGAUGUGGAAAGGAAUCACUAACAAAAAGAAUCCAAGUACCGUUUUAGUUUUUAAUCACUUUUUCUGCUUUUAAAUUUUUAAAGUCUGUUGCUGUGGUUAGAGAAAGUAGAGGAUGGGUGGGUCUGUUCUUUAGGUGCCUGAAGGUUUGUUUCAUCUGACUGCUUUGUUACUACAAGACAUCCACCGGGCUCAAGAUAAAAAAGAUGGUAAACUCAAAUCUGAGUCUGGUGAGCAUUUCUGGUUGACGCGGUGCUUCAGCAGGCAGCCAGCUGGCUUCUUUUCUGCCCUUCAGGCUCAUAAAAGUGGCAGUUGAACGUUUGGUAUUUGAACUUUUAGAGCCACUGUGGACUCUUCAUCCUGCUGGAUGAUGAGGCUGGAUUUCCUGGGUAAGUGCUCUGACGCCGUCGUGGCACUGUACCGAUCCUGGAGCAGCAGAGAAACUGGCCCAAAGUCCAGCUUUCCUUCUCUGAAAACAUCUCUGAACUCGGCAUGUGGACUCGAGGCUCUGCUGGGUCUGCUUCACUGCAGAAUGUCAGCGAAUCACGAUGGUUAAGUUAUUUCUGUCUGUAAUUAAGUCCCUGAAACCUAAUUUUCUUGGGGAAAAAAAAUGAAAAAGAUUUCUGCAUCUUGAAAUGAGAAAGUUAAGGCACAUUACAGAGGAAACAAAUUAAAAAUUCUUAAACGUUUAGAUUUGUUAUUAAAAAGUUAAAGACUUAAAUUACAGACAAAAAUGACUUGAUAAGAGGGCCGCUUGUUGCAUGGUGUCUGAUGCUUGACAAGCCUUAACCACAGUCAAACUGGGGUGGUGAAAUGUCCUGAUUAGUUGGACACAGAUUGAUUAUGAGCAGCUGUUUCAGACAUUCAAACAUGUAAGAGUGAACAGUUUGCACGAGGUAGGUCGCAAAAUAAAGAGCAGCACAUAAUCUGACAAAGCAGCUAAACACGAUGCUACAAACUACAGUAAGUUUCCAUCCAUUAAUAUUUUGCACAUAAAAAAGCUGAGCACUGCAGAUGUAAAAAAAAAAGAAAGAAAAGAAAAAAAAGAAAAAAGUGAAACCUGAUCCUUUCAACUCGUAAUAUUUUCUUAAUGGUAGUCAGUAGAAAAACUCAUUAAUAUGUAUUCACUUUUGCCAAUUUUUUGGAAAUUUGGUUAAAAUUUGUGUCACAUAUGGAUGGAAACGUCACAAAUGGGAUGUAAACAAUCACAACGUGAAUUUUUUUCUUAUGUGUAUUCAUUAUUUCUUCCUGAUUUUUUUUUUUCCUCGAGUCCCAGUAGGACUGGAUAGUAAGAUUACAAAACUGCUGGAAUUCAGAGAUGCACAAAUUUAGCUUUUUGUUCUUUUCGUUGUUCUUCACGGUGAACACAUCGACAUCAUACUGUAACUUGUGCGUCACAUUAACAAAGAAUGCCAUUGGAUGUGUUUUGUUUGAAGUUAAUUUAGCUGAACCUCAGUUGCUAAACAUGGCAGAAAAUAAGUCUACGGCCUUCCACUGGGGGUAGCGCAGCUGCUCUCUCCGUUGCAGAUAACGGCCUUGUUCUGUGCAGCGUCAAACCUGCACUUUUGGUGUGAAAGCCUGUCAGAUGCAGAUAAACUGGUUAGACUUCCAUACUGUUCUACAUCAGAGCAAUGUGUAUCCACAGCGACGAGCCGCUCGCUUCUGAUUGUAUUCAGGGUCUGAAAUGAAUUUUCUCUCCACCGGCUCCUGUGGCAGGGAGUUAAAGUAACUUUACCCAUAAGUUGCACCAGAAUAAAAACGUAUUAUUCAUCAUGCGAAGCCCGUACUUCUGCUUUGGCAUGUGUGGGCCCAUUAACUUCAAAUCACAUACGCUUGGUGUCACUGCUCAUUAUUUUUGCAUCAUUUUUUAUCACUUCCUUCCUUCAGGCUUUUCCCUUCCGUAAUUUCACUUAAAACCAAUUUGAAUUUGAAACUUGCUACAUAGAGAAAAUCCAUCACAGUCAAUAUUUGGUCACCUUUAGUUUUAGUUUUUUUUCUGAUAACGUGGUUAAUAAGUGGUAGACUUUUUAACCGCUCAGUCAGUUGUGUCAGCUGGUGUUAAGAGCUGCUCACUAAAUGCCAAAGAUCAGUCAAGGAGUCAAACCUGGAAUAAUCACAUAGAAUAAUCACAGUUCAUGGUUCAUGCUUCUCCAAGGAAUGACUUUCAGACCGUCUCUGCUCACAGGAGCAACAUCAAGUUUCACAUUUUCACAGAAAUUUCUUUAAGUUGUUGGCAGCCUGGGUAGAAGGACACCAGUCAUGUGCUGAUCAUCAGAGAAGUGACAUGUUUGCCCUUUGAAUCUGACUUGCAGACGUACAGGUUACAAGUGCUGCUAACUUUAACGUGGUUACCGUCCACAGAGCUUCGUUUAGCUUCAUUUGGUGGCCGUUGAGGGUUCAUUUCAGACCCCUAUUGUGUUGAUUCCUCUUUUUUUAAGUGUUUUGCUUUGUUUUAACUCUGUUGUUUUUUAAUGUUUGUUGCUAUGUUUCUUUUACUUUAUUGUGCCAUAUGGAUCUUUGUGCCUAUGGGAAUCUGAAUGUUUUUUGUUAUAAUAUUGUAUUUGACAAUAUCUGUAACUGCAACAUCGGUAGGCAUGAAGCUCUGCCUGGUGAAGAUAUUAACGCUGUAGCACACAAUAUGAUAGUAUGUCGUUACUGGUGUUGGAGUUGGGACAAAUCAACGUCUCUUGAGAAAGCAACUAAAUUUCCAUUAUUCAGUUAUUCAUUUCUCUGUAUAUGUUGGAGCUUUUGUCACAUGAUCUGCAUAUGCAAAUUUCCAUUUUUCUGAGCUCCUCACUUCUCAUCUGUGGUGGAAAAUACUUAGUGACAAGUGGGCAACUCUGCCUGCUGAAGAAGAUGGUGUGAUAUAAUUCAAAGUUCCAUAACGGCAACUAAAUUGGCUUUUCUAAUGUGUGUUUUCUCAGUUAGCUUGGAAUAAAGACCAGCGAACAGCUAGCCUAGCUCAGCCUGAACACACAGCACUUUUGUAUGGAUUAAAUAGAUGAGAAAUAACUUGAUAAUCAAUGAUUAAGAGGUGCUCAUAGGCAGACAGAGGCAGGCUAGCUGUUUCCCCAUUUGUGUUUGUGUUGAGCUAAGUGACUGUAGCUUUAUAUUUAAUGGACAGAUGUGAGAGUAAUAUCAAUCAUCUUGUCAAACCGAAAUGCUGAAUUAUUUCUUUAAAAAUGUGAGCUACCAUGGAGUAUCAGGGGAGAAGCACAUCAUAAGGCCACCGGGAACUGUUUUAGUCAUGAAUUUUGAACAGUGACAUCCCACUCACCAGUGAUUUCUACCUGACAUACUGUGUGCUAAAGUGUUAGUGCAUGUGGCAGACAGAGCUGCUUUUCAUUGGAGCAGAUUUUGUUAUGAAUCUUGAGCUCCGGUGAAUCCUACCACCUGAUGACUCUGAUCACAGCAGUCCAAGUUUUAGCGCUCAGAGCGUGUGUUUUAAAUGACUGCUCUAUGUUGAAAUUGUUUUUAUUGUUCAGUGCAAUCCGGUCCAUGUCUUGAAUGGUCAUCAUGUAUAAUUCAGAAUGUUUUUUGUCUGCAGCACUUUACCCUUGAGGAGUGAAAAUCCAGAGUUGUGUUUGUGUUUGUGAAAACAAUUUGCAGAAUGAGUUCAAAGUCCCAGAGGCAGCGCUGGAUUAUAAGUAAACUUGUAUGAAAAAACACUUCAGUCUCCGGGUCAUUUACAGUUACUACACACUAGAUGCACCAGGUGUUUUGUCCCAUUGUCACCUUUAGGUCUCCUCUACAUUUAAUGCAGCUGCAAAUACCCCCUUUGUCAAUAAUGAAAUAAAAAAUCUAGCAAGCCUGUUGUGAUGAAAUGAUUCCUGUAUCAGCUGAAUAAAUAUUUGAUUAAAAAAUGGUUUUAUAAAAUUGAUAGUAAAUAGUGUUUAUUGCAAAUGUGUGUGGUGAAUUGUGUUUUUGACAUGCACCUUAGAAUUAUGGAAGAUUUAAAAUGCAUAAAAAUACAAUUCAAACAAAUACAGCAAAACACUUAACACAAUGUAUUGUCUGUUUCCUUUUUAUUCAUGUAAAAUAAAAUACAUCUCCUGAGCACUUCCUAGUGAAAA